UAUUGCAAUGGAUUUUGAGAACGAACCACUACCAACAUUGACUAUUAACAAAGAAUUUGCGAAAAAAUAUGAAGAAAGAAAAAGAGGAGAAGAACUCUCAAAACUUAAAGAAAAAUAUGGCGAUUCGGACUUAAGCGAAGAUGAGGAUGAUUCGUCUUCUGAAGACGAAGAUGAAUAUGGAGAAUUAAUAACUCCCGAAAUUGACUCGCAAAUUAUGAAAACUAUUUCGGCCAUAAGAACAAAAGAUCCUAAAGUUUAUGACUUAAAUUCUAAUUUUUUCGCAGAUGAAGAAAUACAAAAAGCACGUCAAAAUUGGUUAGAUAAGCGAAAAAAGAAAAAAUUAGAAAAACCUGUGCAUUUAAAGGACUAUAGCCGUAAAAUUUUAUUGGAAUCUGGUGGUAUAAUUGAAGAUAAUGAACCAGAAAUAGUUAUUGACUUGACGCCCAUGGAUGAAGAACAAAAGCUUAAGGAAGAAUUUAAAGAAGCGGCUUCGAAAUUUAAUAUUAAUGAUGACGAUGAUUUUUUGGUUCAACGAUCCCAAACCGCUGAAGAAUUAAAAGCUGAGGAAGAAGAUUAUCAAGCAUUCUUGUUAGAAAGUAUGACUGGGAAUAAUAAAGAUUCAGAAUUUAUUAGACAAUGGCAAGAUUACAACAAUGAUCCUGCAGUUAAUAAAGAUGAAGCCUUUUUAAUAGAUUACAUACUUAACCGCGGUUGGAUCGAUAAGAAUGCCACUCGGAUUCCGACAUAUGAAGAACUAAUUUCGGAACAUCACGACAAAGAGGAUGAUGAAUUUGAUGAAGCUGCUGAUAAUUUCGAAAGCCAGCAUAAUUUCCGAUUUGAAGAAGAAGGUGGAACAAAGGUUGCCACGUAUUCACGGAAUGUGGAUGGUUCUGUACGAAGAUCUGAUAAUAACCGUAAAAUUCAACGUCAAAUGCGCUCUGAGCGUAAAAGUGAUGAAAAGAAACGCAAAAUGGAGGAACUUAAAAGGCUUAAAAAUCUCAAAAAAAAAGAAAUUUUUGAUAAAUUACAGAAAAUAAAGGAAAUAACAGGAAACGAAUCUGUUGGGUUUGAUGAAGUAGAUUUGGAAGAAGAAUUUGAUCCUGAAAAAUACGAUGAAAAAAUGAAAAAUGUCUUUGAUGAUAGUUACUAUGAUUUAGAGGUGGAUAUUGAUAAACCAGAAUGGGAAGAAGACAUUGAAGAUAUCGUUGAUAGAUAUAAACAUUCCAAUUCUGAAAUAAUAAAAGAUGAUG
Molecule: messenger RNA, 1250 nt
Organism: Scutellospora calospora
Lineage: Eukaryota; Fungi; Glomeromycota; Glomeromycetes; Diversisporales; Gigasporaceae
Source: the annotation of a GenBank genome assembly